AUAACUGAAAAGAAAUAACGUUAAUUAUCAUAUUSUUUUUAGAUAGUAAUAAGGAAGUCCCUAUGAGCCCUGUCAAUCUACUGUGCUAUGAUGCUGCCGUUCCAAUUCCACKCGUCCUUAUUGACAAAACGUAUACUCGAAUCCAAGAGAGAAGCUUCCUUCGUCAGUUUUAUGUAGAAACASGAGGGAAUGACUGGUAUCUGCGAUAUGGUUGGUCGUUAUCAAAUGCGUCACAGAUGACGUCACAUAUAAUCGAUCACUGUAAUUGGACGGGAGUCAUAUGCAAGGAAGGUUACGUCAUAGGUCUGACGUUGAACAUGAACAAUCUUACAGGUCGAGUGCCACAAUUUCUUUGGAAAUUUCGCAAUUUGAUGGUCCUUUGUCUUCCUAAUAACAAACUUUAUGGCGAGCCAAAGAAUUUUAUUUUUCCUAACAUGACAAAAUUGUUGAGAAUUGAUUUAGCCUUCUGCCAUUUGUCUGGCUUUUUACCUGACGACUUUUUUACAAAUCUCAAAUCACUUGUGAAGGUGCGUCUUUGCUGCCAGAAAAACUUGAAGGUUCGAUACCCAAGAGCAUCGCCGAUUUGAAGGACUUGCGUGUUCUAAGUCUAGGAGAAAACAAGUUCAGUGGAAGAAUACCUCGCGGUAUAGGGAAGUUAGAUAAAAUUUGGUUCUUGGAUCUCGAGUUCAUGCCUCGUCURUAUGGAAACAUCAAGUGGUUCGUUGGAAUGAACUCAUUACAAUAUAUGCACUUGUCUAAUGCAGGAAUACAAGGUGAGUUACCACGUGACUUUGGCUACCAUUUCCCAAACAUGACGGAGCUUCAGUUACCCCAAAAUGGCAUCAGUGGGAAUAUUCCAGCAAGCAUCAAACAAAUGAUCAACCUAACGAAAGUSAUACUAAGUGSUAAUACUUUGAGUGGAAAGAUUCCCAAAGAGCUGGGGCAUCUGCCAAAGUUAAGGAUUCUUGACUUGUCCAACAAUGAUCUUCAGGAAAUUGAUACUGAUUUAAGUUUCAAGGAAACUCUAAACUUUGAGAUUUUGCUACUUGGAAAUAAUGAACAAUUGACUGCAGAUUUUGAAACUCUMACCGRAUCUUUGUUACUGACUGGUGGUCAGGCUAGCGCGCUUCGAAUCGUAAAUAUCAGCAAUUGUAAUUUCUAUGGGCAUUUUGACAGGUCAAUAUGGGGUUUGACUAGUCUGAUUGAGUUAGACUUGAAGAAUAAUAACAUUAAUGGCACCAUACCCGAAGUGCAGCAUGACCUUAUGUUCUUAACUUAUUUAGAUCUCUCUUACAACCGCUUUGAAGGUGCUGUACCUAGUAAUUUCAAUAGGAUUUUGCAGUCACUUGUGUUUUUUGAUAUCAGGAGCAACUCCAAUAUGAGAGCUCCGAUGUCCGAAGUGAAUGUAAGCAGUGGAUACAUCCAGGAUGUCAUGCGUGUAGAACAAAAUUCGCGUCAAAAAGACGUGGAUUUUAGCUGUCCUUUUGCUACUCUGGUUUCCACUAACGGAACUGUAUUACUGGAUGCCAGUUAUUACGACUUCAAGUUUUGCGUAUGUGGUGAGGGCUUUUAUGGAAGUGCAGCAAAGUGUAAGAGYUGCAUGACUAAUGGUGAUUGUUCGGGAAAACCAUCAACAUAUAACAAGGAAAUAUUUAUGAGAAUCAAACAGAACUAUUGGCCAUCUCCAUCAUCUGUUAACACAACUCACUUGGCWAAGUGUCCAAGUCUUCCAAGUGACAAGGCUUGGGCAUGUAAUCCUACUGGACAAUGCAUGUGCCGAGUGAAUAUUUCCAGUGGAACAACAGUCUGCGACAAAUCGUGCAUCUGUCAUACAGGCAGCACAGAUCGCUUUUGUUCCAGGUGRCUGCCCAAUUAUUACAAGUCUGGAUCGCUUUGCGUGAAAUGCCCAAAAGGAAUCAACAUUAGUUUGUAUGCACUUAUUCCAGUGGUCAUUUUACUCAUUGUGGUGAUGGGAAUCGUUUUUUAUUGCUGUAAUCAAAGUAUUAAAGCAAGAUUCAUUGSUAUWGUUUUCGAGUUAGUAAUCGUUUUUACAUUAUGGAUAGCUCACGUUAUUCCAAGCUGGAUCCUAGAAAUUAAUUUGGUAACUUUGUUCUUCUACGUUGCUGGAAUAGCGCAAAACACGCGUGGAAUCAUGCCAAUAUUGGUUUUCUACAUUCAAGUUCUUGAUGCCAUGACAUCUGCCAAUAGUAGCCUUUACCCUYAUUUUGUCAUUUCUCUACAGGAUUACAUGAGCAGUAUAGUAAACCUGAAYUUCACGGGUAUUUAUUGCAAGUUUCCUUGGUUCUUUACUCCUUUGGGAAAUUACACUUUUGUMUUUGCUUUUCCCCUGGMAUGUUUGUUGUUGAUUUGGCUGUAUUAUGGUCUACGAGUUUGUCUUGGAAGAAUAUCUUUUAACCGAGAACAACCUCAAGAACGUGACAAACUUUUGAAAAUUCGRUGUUCGUGUCAAAAGGCUUGCAUUACUUGUCUUGGUCUCACAUUUUUUCCAGUAAGUAAACGAACUAUCUCCAUAUUAGCGCCRUGUCAAAACGAUGGCGAUUACUUUUAUAUGCAAGAUUCCCCAUGGAUUCAAUGCUCGGACGCUGACCCCACUUACCCAAUACUUGKAGUAUUAGCUUGGAUGGGUGUAAUUUUCUAUGUCAUUGGUAUACCAGUAGCAUUUUUGGUUCUUCUGAUUUGGUACUACAGAAAAAAAGAUGAUUUUACUCAGCUAAAUAGGUCCCUCUGUGAUUCCUGGCUUGGUGGCUUAUAUCGACCUUACAAGAAAAGCGUGAGAUGGUACUUUGAAAUACUCAAGCUUKUUAGAAAACUCUUUAUCGCAGGAUUUCUGGCUGUUUUUCCGCAAACAAGUUCACUUCAAACUUUAUCUGUUUCCACGGUACUAAUACUAGCGUUAAUUUAUCAAAUGGCAUACAAUCCAUAUAAAGUCAUUGGUAAUCAAGUUUCUUUUGAGAACAUUUUAGAAGUACUAUCUCUUGCAAUAUUGCAGCAGUCUUUCAURAUGCUUCGAUUUGCUUCUCUGGACGUUYAGGUCAGCAAUGGACUUGUAAUAGCUGUCAUUGUGAUUAACAUCGUGGCUGUGGGAUCAUUUCUUUUUGCCAUAGGUUGUAUAUUGAUCAAAUCAUACUGCGUAAAACAGAAAAAUCAGCCUGAACAGCAACCCCUUAUAUCAGGACGAAAACGGACGCAUUCUAUUUAGCCUAACCCUGACCUUUAGGCAACCGCCAAGAGCUAGAAUAAAAGCGUCUAGUACUUUUAAAGUUAACAAACUGUUGUCAACUUUGUUCCUCUAGUAAUCUCUCGGGUUGAACUAGAUUAACUAAGACUCUUAUCAUAUGAAACAACUGUUACAAGGACAAAGGAGACAAACAUACACAGGCUGGAUCCUAAUCAGAUAGUUAUCGAAUACACAACAGUUCGCAGACUCUCACAAAAACAGUCCUUAAGUCCUGCGCGGUCUACCUUUGUUUACAUCUGUUUUGACGUAGAUGGAGUAACUGAGAGCGCUUAUUAGUCGGACUAGCCGAAGGCUAGGUCGACUUUAGUUUUACC
This is a messenger RNA of Exaiptasia diaphana, 3573 nucleotides long. Its product is annotated as putative leucine-rich repeat-containing protein DDB_G0281931. The record is from RefSeq and is a predicted model, not a curated record. Gene Ontology annotation, molecular function: protein binding. Gene Ontology annotation, cellular component: plasma membrane. Gene Ontology annotation, biological process: hormone-mediated signaling pathway. The transcript has 2 exons. The coding region runs from base 689 to 3220 and encodes 843 amino acids. NCBI's taxonomy places the organism in Eukaryota, Metazoa, Cnidaria, Anthozoa, Actiniaria, Aiptasiidae.